This is a messenger RNA of Sceloporus undulatus (fence lizard), 2605 nucleotides long. RefSeq names its product A-Raf proto-oncogene, serine/threonine kinase (gene ARAF). Gene Ontology annotation, molecular function: protein kinase activity; ATP binding. Lineage: Eukaryota; Metazoa; Chordata; Lepidosauria; Squamata; Phrynosomatidae. The transcript has 16 exons. Gene Ontology annotation, cellular component: cytosol; mitochondrion. The record is from RefSeq and is a predicted model, not a curated record. Bases 72 to 2171 code for a protein of 699 amino acids. Gene Ontology annotation, biological process: protein phosphorylation; signal transduction.
AGCGUUGGGCGCCCCGCCCCUUUGGAACGCUGAUACAAGAUGGUGGCUGAGUGGCGGCGAGAGGCACUUGGAUGAAGCGCAAUCAGAAUCCCUCUGGUUCUGUCACGAAUGGCUUCACUGCCUCCUCUCCCAACUCUGGCCCUUCAACUGGGGACAGGAAUGAAAGCUUUCUGCCAUUUGGGAAUAGCCUGACAACAAUGCUAGCCACUCGGAGGAAAAAGCUGGUCAGGAGGCCCAUGGCCGACACACGAGGGGGGACCAUCAAAGUGGAUCUCCCCAAUCAACAAAGAACAGUGGUGACUGUCCGGCCAGGUACGACUGUCUACAGUUCCUUGGACAAGGCCCUGAAGGUGCGUGGCCUCAACCAGGACUGCUGCGUUGUCUACAGGAAAGCGGGCGAUGGGCGGAAGACCAUCACGGAUUGGGAAACAGACCUGGUGAAUCUGGAAGGAGCUGAGCUCUCUGUGGAAGUCCUGGAAAAUGUACCGCUUACGAUGCACAAUUUUGUCCGGAAGACCUACUUCCGCAUGGUUUUUUGUGAUUUUUGCCUUAAGUUCCUGUUUCAUGGCUUCCGCUGCCAGACAUGUGGCUACAAGUUCCAUGAACACUGCAGCAGCAGAGUGCCUACAGUCUGUGUGGACCUAGCUACGACACAUAAGCCUGUGUAUAGCCAUGAACUAUGGCAGUAUCCUUCACUGUGGCCAGAUAAUGCCUCGGCUGCCCUAGUCCAGCCUAUCCAUGAACCUAUGACCCCUCAACCUGUCAGCUCACACAAGCAAUCUUCCCUCAGCAAAGAUGCCUUCAGCUUCCCCAAUCUCUGUGGUGAUGGGCAGCGCCUGCAGCGACACCGCUCAACUUCCACCCCUAAUGUUCACAUGGUCAGCACCACCAGCCCUGUGGACAGCAGCAUCCUUGAGAUUAUAAGCAGGAGCCACAAUGCAGAGGCCUUAGGUGGGCCUGAGCUGCCUCCUCGCACGCCACCAGCUACCCCAGUUUCCAGCAUGCCUGCUGUUUCUCCAGGCCGACGCUCCCCACACCCUAAAUCCCCUGGCGAGUCCCCAAGAGAGCGCAAGGCCCCUUCAGAAGACAAGAAGAAACCUCCAAAAUUCUUGGGCUACCGAGACUCAAGUUAUUACUGGGAAGUGUCUUCCAAAGAGGUGACCAUGCAGAAGCGGAUUGGCACUGGAUCCUUUGGUACUGUUUUUAAGGGCCGCUGGCAUGGGGAUGUGGCAAUAAAGAUCCUCAAGGUCACUAACCCUACCAGUGAACAGGUGCAGGCCUUCAAGAAUGAGAUGCAAGUGCUAAGGAAGACGCGACAUGUGAACAUUUUGCUCUUCAUGGGGUUUAUGACCCACCCCAGCUUUGCCAUCAUAACCCAGUGGUGUGACGGUAGUAGCCUCUACCAGCACCUCCAUGUGCAGGAGACACCCCUGGAGAUGGUGCAGCGAAUCGAUGUGGCCCGGCAGACAGCACAGGGCAUGGAUUACCUUCAUGCUAAGAACAUAAUCCACCGGGAUCUCAAAUCCAACAGUAUCCUUCCCUUCCAGCUCUUCAGUGUCAGCAGUUACUCUGGUGCAGAGCAAAGUGGCAGGUCACCAUCUUGGGCCAAGACCUACUUGAUGCUCCUUCACCUAUCGUCCUCAGACAUUUUCCUACAUGAAGGACUGACAGUGAAGAUCGGUGACUUUGGCCUGGCCACAGUGAAGACCCGCUGGAGUGGUUCACAGCAGGUGGAACAGCCCAGUGGUUCCAUACUCUGGAUGGCACCAGAAGUGAUCCGAAUGCAGGAUCCUAACCCUUACAGCUUCCAGUCAGAUGUCUACUCCUAUGGAGUUGUUCUCUAUGAGCUGCUCUCUGGGAGCCUUCCCUACAGCCACAUCAAUAACCGGGACCAGAUUAUAUUCAUGGUGGGCAGGGGGUACCUGUUCCCUGACGUUAGCAAAGUGCCCAGCAAUUGUCCCAGAGCCAUGCGCAGGCUGAUGGGUGACUGUUUAAAAUUCAAGCGUGAAGAGAGACCCCUCUUCCCUCAGGUUUUAGCAUCAAUUGAGUCACUGCAGCACUCCUUGCCCAAGAUUGAGCGCAGUGCCUCGGAGCCCGCGCUCCACCGGGUGGCCUAUGAUGAAGAAAUGACCUUCUUUGGCCUGCCGUCAGCCCUACAGCUUCGCAGCUAACACAAUGCUUUUGGAGCUACAACCAGAUGCCCCCUUUUAGGGAGAGACAGGCCAUCAUCCCCUCCUUGUUACCCUUCCUGCAGAGGGCAGCAGAGGAAUCCCUCUUAAGAGGGCAGCAAUGGGGCACAGCCACUUGUUGACUCCUCCUCCCCCCACUUCUCUGCAUAUGGAGGGACUCUUUGGCUUUGCAGGGAGGCUCCCAUGUGACUCGCUAUCCCAAACAUGCAGAGUCAGGAGGUGUUCCCCAAGCCAAGAAGACAAGGUUAAGUCCCUACUGCAAGGUGACUUCUGUUCCAUCUUCCCCAGGUGAUUUUUUUUUUAAAGCUCUCAUCCUGCUUCAGUUUUUUUGGAGGGACAGGAACAGGAAAGAGUGGAAAGUUCAAUAGAAGAGAAAGAAUGAGGUGUAAAAACAAUAAAAAGGAAAAAUAACCAAA